Xiphophorus hellerii (green swordtail) is the source of this 1490-nucleotide messenger RNA. RefSeq names its product MIA SH3 domain containing (gene mia). The record is from RefSeq and is a predicted model, not a curated record. Bases 371 to 757 code for a protein of 128 amino acids. Gene Ontology annotation, biological process: extracellular matrix organization. Gene Ontology annotation, molecular function: protein binding. Lineage: Eukaryota; Metazoa; Chordata; Actinopteri; Cyprinodontiformes; Poeciliidae. The transcript has 4 exons.
UUUGGAUAUCUAGUGGUUGAGCAGGGAUAUUAAAAGGCAGAUAAAGUUUGAGGAAGUUGCUGCUUGAAAGCUCAGCAGUCUUCUUUUGGGAUGGAAAGAGAUGAGGACACAAACAGGGGUCUGUUAACUUCAGCUCUCACCCCCUCCUUCUCCUCCUGUCUUGUUUACCUGCUUGGAGUGUUUCAAAGGAGUGCUCUGUUCACUUAUGAGGAAGGGGGCAGGGAGAGUGUCGAAGAGAGGGCAACUCACACCCCACCUCCUCUCAGGGGGCAGCAAACUGGGAAAGAAGGAAUAAAAAGCUGAGCACGACACUCAUCAAUCAUAAAACUUAUUUUUUUUGUCUUAGUUUCUGUGUUUUCUGCAUUCUGAUAUGGCUUUCAGACUGUUUUUAGCUCUCUCUGUGAUGCUUUUCCUGACAGCCUGUGAAGCUGGAAAGCAGAUGCCCAAACUAUCAAAUAAGAAACUCUGCGCUGACUCUGAAUGCAGUCAUCCAAUCCUCAUAGCCCAGGCGCUUCAGGACUACUACCCUGGAGACUGCAGGUUCAUCCCCAUCCGACAGGGGCAGCUCGUCUAUGUUUAUGCAAUGCUGAAAGACAGAGGGAAUCUCUUCUGGGCUGGCAGUGUACAAAAUACAUAUUAUGGAGAACAGGAGGCUCGCAUUGGUCACUUCCCUAGCAGCGUUGUGGAGGAAACACAUGCUCUCAUGCCAGCAACCACUGAAGUCAAAACUACCAACUGGGACUUCUACUGCAACUGAUGUUGAGUGGGCAGACAGAGAAAACGACAAGCGUUCCUUAACACACAAUUAUGGUCUAAUCCAUGUUAGCUCGUCUCUGAAUAAGUUUUUGAAAAUCAUGAAAUGAUUUAUGGGUGUCAGAAAUUGCAUUCUGAUAACCUUGUCAAAUAGAUGCUUUGAUUACUGAUCAUUGAUUUCAAGGUCGAGUUAUUUUCCUCUUCCUGUUAUAUAUCAAACUCGGGCUCUUCUUUCAUGCUUUUCUGUGUUCUUGUUAUUUGGUAUUUAAAUGAGAUUUACUUUACACAACAUGACUUGACAGAAUUUAAUCGGAUUUUCUGUCAAAAUUAAAUAAAGAAAAUACAUUGCAAUGAUCUUAUCUGUAUUUAAACAUGUAAUCAUCUUUAUCUUAAAUUAUUUAGAAGAUAGUUCUCCUACAUAUGCUAUCUGGGACACUUUGGCUUUUCAUACUUUCAGUUUUACAGAUAAUAAACAUUUCAACAAAAACUGUAAAAAUGUGUCUUUUUUUAGGCUGAGCUUGGCAAGAGAAUUUACCUGAAUAUGCUGCCUAUUAUUUAUUGUAGCACGAUAUGAUGGUGAAACACACAUCUUUUAAAUAAAUGGGUUUUUUUGUUGUUGUUUUAGCUGUGUUAUGCUUAGACAUUCAGAAUAUACAGGACAUUUGGAUUUAAACAUUUUUUUCAAGACAAAGUCAACUUUUACUAUCUGGCAAUCAUUCAGUUUUUUUUUUGUUUUU